Messenger RNA from Hippoglossus stenolepis (Pacific halibut), 5515 nucleotides. RefSeq names its product ATP-binding cassette, sub-family C (CFTR/MRP), member 2 (gene abcc2). Gene Ontology annotation, biological process: transmembrane transport. The transcript has 32 exons. Gene Ontology annotation, molecular function: ABC-type transporter activity; ATP hydrolysis activity; ATP binding. The coding region runs from base 557 to 5257 and encodes 1566 amino acids. The record is from RefSeq and is a predicted model, not a curated record. Gene Ontology annotation, cellular component: apical plasma membrane. Lineage: Eukaryota; Metazoa; Chordata; Actinopteri; Pleuronectiformes; Pleuronectidae.
CGUAUGCAAUGUUAUGUAUAUCUCCACUUUGUCCUCUUCCAUGCAUGAAGUUUUUGAACUCUGGACACAUUCGAGCACAGAGGACUGUCUGAGAGGUGGGGCAAAAGCUGGAUUUUCUCAAAGACUCCGAGUUCUCUCAUUUGCAUCUGGAUUAUUUGUAUUAGGAGGACUCCUCUUGUGUGUUUGUGCUUCUUGCAGAUGACAGACGAGCCGUGAGGACUGCCUGAGGAUGAACCUCCACCUUCAGCCUUAAAAAGAAAGAGAGACUCAAGUGAAGCAAUAACUCACUUGCUCCUGCUCUUCACGUAAAUCCUCAACUGUUUUGGCACACUCGUGUUUUUUCUCUGCACGAGGAAGUCUCAAAGCUUUCUUUUGGCUUAAAAGCCUCAUGGCUUUAAGUUCCUCGGAGUCACGUCCUGCAAUUGUCUCUGGAGUGGGGGUGGACAGGGGAGAGUGACGGAGCGUUUGAGUCACUCUCAGUGGCGUUUCAGCAGAGGGCAAAAGGCAACUUGGUUGUCUAGUCUCCUGAGGGCAACCGAAGCCACACGUGUGGGCCAUGUGUGCCGCAGCGUUGGAGGAGUACUGUGGCUCCGUUUUCUGGAAUGACUCAUAUGUGAACAGAGAAGACCCAGACCUGCCAGUAUGUAUGCAGCAGACGGUGCUGGUGUGGAUCCCCCUGGGCUUCCUGUGGCUCUGUGCCCCGUAUCACCUGGUGUCUCUCUGCAGGAGGACGAAAGUGGAGAGAGGACACUUGUCCAAGCUCUACCUCUACAAACAGCUUUUGGUGUCUCUAUUGUUCCUGACGGCCAUUGCGGACCUUGCAGUCACAAUAGGAGAGAACUAUGGUCCACACGAAGGCAACCCUUCAACGGAGAAAUACCCUGCUGUAUACUACGUAAACCCCGGCCUGUAUGCUGUCACAUGGAUCCUUCUGUUGUUGUGCCAGGAAGCAGUGAGACGAAUGGAAGGAGCAAUUGACUCCACCACUCUCUUCCUCUUCUGGUUGCUGCUCUGUGUGUGCAACAUCUUCCCUUUCCAGUCCUUGACACGAGAGGCAAUCAAGCCGGAGGGAGUGAUCAGUGAUGUCCCUCGGUUUUGCCUUUUCUUCAUUUCCUUUGGGCUCCAAGUGAUUGCACUUAUUCUCUCUGCUGUGGCUGAUGUCCCCCCAGAAAUGGAGGAGUCAGUAAAAAAGAAUCCUGAGGCUGGUGCUGCAUUUCUGAGCAGAAUCACCUUCAACUGGUUUAACAGUAUGGUGGCAAAGGGCCACAAGCAGACGCUGACUCAGGAGGACCUGUGGGACCUGAAAGAGGCUGACAGCACUGGUUCCAUCAGCAAAGUAUUUCACUCUUUCAUGCAGUUGGAUGUGGCUGCAGCUCGCGUUCGCCUCCAAGCCCGACUGAAGAAGAAACGGGAAAAGCGCAGUGCCAAAGCCAAGGGAGAGGCCUUCGAAAAUGGCUUCAGCAACGGCCUGAGUGCAGGCGUCAGUCAGGAUGUGUUGAUGAUGGAGAAAAAGGGAGAGAAAGCAGAUAAAAAAAAGAAAAACGGGGAGAAAGCUGACUAUCCGAAAUCGUGGCUGUAUCCAACAAUUUUCAAGAGCUGUAAAAAGGAUUUCCUUAUAUCUGCCCUCUUCAAAGUUGUGCAGGACAUACUGGUUUUUGUCAGCCCUCUAAUUCUGAAAGCGAUGAUCUCCUUCACUCAGGACAAAUCCAACUAUGUCUGGGAGGGAUACAUCUAUUCACUGUUGCUCCUGCUGGUGGCCAUUCUGCAGUCCCUGUGCCUGCAGCAGUACUUCCAACACUGCUUUUUGCUGGGGAUACAGGUCCGCACCGCCAUCAUGGAUGCUGUGUACAAAAAGGCACUGGUGAUGUCUAAUGACAACCGCAAAGAGUCGACGGUCGGAGAAACGAUGAACAUGAUAUCAGCUGAUGCCCAGCGCUUCCACGAUGUGACAUCUUUCUUCCACCUGAUUUGGUCCUGCCCUCUGCAGAUCAUCUUGUCCGUUGCUUUCCUGUGGAUGGAAAUCGGACCUUCUGCAUUAAUAGGACUGGCAGUCAUGUUGUUGGUGGCGCCGAUGAAUGUGCUGCUCACCACAAAGGCCAGACUUUUCCAGAUAGACAACAUGACGUGUAAAGACAAGAGACUGAAGAUUAUGAAUGAAAUACUCAAUGGGAUCAAGAUUUUGAAGCUGUAUGCAUGGGAGCCAUCCUUCCAGACGCAGGUCGAAAGCAUCAGGGAGGAAGAACUUAAAGUCAUGAAAAAGUUUGCCUAUUUGUCUAGUGUCUCUAGCCUCAUUUUCACAUGUACUCCAGUUAUGGUUUCUGUGCUCUCAUUCGCGGUGUACGUUUUGUUGAGCCCAGACAAUAUUUUGACUCCUGAGAAGGCUUUUACUUCCAUCACGAUUUUUAACCUCCUACGAUUUCCCCUCUCUAUGAUGCCCAUGGUCAUCGCUAUGAUAGUUCAAACAGAAGUGUCUAAGGAUCGCCUGGAAAAGUUUCUGGGAGGUGAAGACCUUGAAAGUGACCUUGUGGGGCAUGACCCCAGUUGCGACUCUGCUGUCAGUGUAUGUGACUGUUCCUUUGCUUGGGAAAGAGAUGCUGAACCUCUGCUUAAAGACAUGUCCUUAGACAUUAAGCCUGGUCGGUUGGUAGCAGUAGUGGGAGCAGUGGGCUGCGGAAAGUCGUCUCUCAUAUCAGCCCUCCUGGGAGAGAUGCACAAGGUCAAGGGUUCUGUCAACAUUCAGGGUUCCCUUGCAUAUGUGCCACAGCAAGCCUGGAUCCAAAAUGCCACUCUAAGGGAUAAUAUCAUGUUCGGCUCUCCCACUGAGGAGAGGAGGCUGCAGGAGGUGAUUGAGGCUACUGCCCUGUGCCCUGACCUGGAACUGCUGCCUGCUGGAGACAUGACUGAGAUUGGAGAGAAGGGCAUCAAUCUCUCCGGAGGUCAGAAGCAGCGUAUUAGCUUGGCGAGAGCAGUUUAUAGUCAGGCUGAUGUUUAUCUGUUGGAUGACCCCUUGUCUGCAGUGGACUCUCAUGUGGGAAAACACAUCUUUGAUAAAGUGAUUGGACCUAAUGGACUUCUCAAAGAUAAGACUCGUGUCCUGGUGACUCAUGGCAUGAGCUUCCUGCCUUACGUUGAUGAAGUAGUGGUGUUGCUGGAUGGAGUGAUUUCUGAGGUUGGAUCCUACAAGAGCCUGCGCGCCAGCAAAGGGGCUUUUUCUGAGUUUCUCGACACAUAUGCCCAAGAAGAAAGAAAACGGACCUAUUCAGACAGUUCCCAAGACACAACAGACUUGCCUCUCGUCUCUGAAAGCGAGGACACCCAGGUUGACUCGGCUUUGGAGGACACGGUUACUGUGACACUGAAGAGAGAAAACAGCCUCCGCCGCAGCAAGAGAUAUGGAAGUAUCAGAAAAAGAAAAAACAGUGGUUUAAAAGAACCAGAGUCUGCUGGUAAAUCAAAGGAAGGCGAGAGGAUAAUAGAGAAGGAAACUAUGGAAACAGGACAGGUGAAGUUCUCAGUGUAUCUUCAGUACAUGCGAGCCAUCGGCUGGGUGUAUUCCAUCGGCGCUGUGGGGUUCUUCACUGCCUUUAGCAGCACUGUUGUGGGUCAGAAUAUAUGGCUGAGUGAAUGGACCAAUGAUGCAGUGGUCUACUACAACAGGACAUACCCUGACUCUAAGAGGGAUACCAGGAUAGGAGUGUAUGCAGCUCUUGGAUUUCUGCAGGCUAUUUUUGCGUUCCUUGCAACACUGCUCUUAGCCAGUGGUUCAAUCACUGCCUCUCGUAUUCUGCACUCAAGACUCCUCAACAACAUACUGCGAGUUCCAAUGGUGUUCUUUGACACUACGCCACUCGGAAGAGUGGUCAACCGCUUUGCAAAGGACAUUUACACGAUAGACGAAGCCAUUCCUAUGUCUGUUCGCUCCUGGAUCCAGUGCCUGCUGAGUGUACUGUCGACACUGAUGCUCAUCUGGAUCACCACUCCUAUCUUCAUCGCCAUCACCGUUCCUCUGGCUGUGGUCUACUACAUCGUACAGCGCUUCUAUUUAAGGUCUUCAAGACAGCUACGUCGGCUGGACUCGGUGUCUCGCUCUCCUAUAUACUCUCACUUUGGUGAGACAGUGUCGGGUCUGUCAGUGAUAAGAGCCUACGGACAUCAAGAGAGGUUUCUCGAAAAGAAUGAAACCAUUUUGGAUGAAAACCUCAGGAGCGUCUACCCAUGGAUAAUGUCAAACAGAUGGCUGGCGAUCCGUCUUGAGUUCAUAGGAAACCUGGUGGUGUUUUUUUCGGCUCUGUUAGCUGUAAUAUACAGAAAUACCCUGGACAGCAGCUUGGUCGGCCUGUCGAUAUCCUCCGCCCUUAAUAUAACGCAGAGCCUCAACUGGCUGGUGAGAAUGAACACAGAGCUGGAGACCAACAUUGUAGCUGUGGAGAGAGUGAGCGAAUACUCUGAGAUAGAAAACGAGGCUGAGUGGGUAAAUGAUAACCGACCUCCAGAGAACUGGCCCGAGGAAGGAAAGCUGGAGUUUGACAACUACAUGGUCCGUUAUAGACCUGGAUUAGACCUAGUGCUGCAUGGAAUCUCCUGUGACAUCAAGGGCACUGAGAAGAUUGGUAUAGUGGGCCGGACAGGAGCUGGGAAAUCGAGCCUAACAAACUGCCUGUUCCGAACUAUUGAAUCUGCUGGAGGUCGCAUCAUCAUUGACGGUAUAGAUAUCUCCACCAUCGGCCUGCACGACCUGAGAAGCAGGCUCACGAUCAUACCACAGGAUCCAGUGUUGUUUUCCGGGAGCUUGAGGAUGAACCUGGACCCAUUUGACAGAUUCAGUGAUGAGAACAUCUGGAGAGUGCUGGAGCUCUCCCAUCUGACGGACUUUGUAGGGGGGCUGUCUGAAAAAUUACAAUAUGAAGUCACAGAGGGAGGAGAGAACCUCAGUGUUGGGCAGAGACAGCUGCUGUGUCUGGCUCGAGCGCUGCUGAGAAAGUCUCGUAUCUUAAUCCUGGAUGAGGCCACAGCUGCUGUCGACCUGGAGACGGACAGCCUGAUCCAGAAAACCAUCCGCAAGGAGUUUGCGCAGUGCACCAUCCUCACCAUUGCCCACCGCCUGCACAGCAUCUUGGACAGCUCCAGGGUAAUGGUGCUGGAUGCUGGUCAGAUUGUGGAGUUUGAUUCUCCGAGCAACCUGUUUGAAAAACGAGGUCUGUUCUACGCCAUGUCCAAGGAUGCUGGGAUAACAGGGGGAAAUGUCACUGCCCUCUAGUUCUACACUUCUUUUUGUUUUGUUUUUAGGAUGAUUAAAUAAUUUAAUAGCUUUUUCGCUUAAAAUGUGUUUGUUUUUUUAAUUGUACUUUGUGCUUUGAUUUAUCAAAUUUUUGGAUUUUUCUAUCUAUAGGAAAGAAUGUUAUUGAUGUUAUUCAAACAUACUGUAUAUACAUAAUAUAUUGUGUAUAUACUAUUAUGCACAAAGGGAUCAUAUGUAAACAGUUUUAUUUGUGAAGAAUAAAUUGUAUUUCUCAAA